GCCCCUCCGCGUUCUCGUCCCCGCGGGGCUCUGUCCGCGGUGCCGCCCCCGCCGGCACAAUGAGCUUCUUCGGGUUCGGGCAGAGCGCGGAGGUUGAGCUGGUGCUGAGUGACGCUGAGAGCCGGCGGCGGGUGGAGCACAAAACGGAGGAGGGCAAGAAGGAGAAAUACUUCCUUUUCUACGAUGGGGAGACCGUGUCCGGCCGGGUCAUCCUCACCCUGAAACACCCCAACAGGCGGCUGGAGCACCAGGGCAUCAAAGUGGAGUUCAUCGGGCAGAUCGAGCUCUACUAUGACCGAGGAAACCACCAUGAGUUUGUGUCCCUGGUGAAAGACCUGGCCCGUCCUGGGGAAUUCACUCAAUCACAGAUAUUUGACUUUGAAUUCACACAUGUGGAAAAACCUUAUGAGUCCUACACGGGGCAGAAUGUGAAGUUGAGGUAUUUCCUCCGAGCGACUGUCAGCCGCAGGCUGAACGACGUGGUGAAGGAGAUGGACAUAGUUGUGCACACUCUUAGCACCUACCCAGAGCUCAACUCCUCUAUUAAGAUGGAGGUUGGGAUUGAGGACUGCCUGCACAUUGAGUUUGAGUAUAACAAGUCCAAGUAUCAUUUAAAAGAUGUGAUUGUCGGUAAGAUCUACUUCUUGCUAGUGCGGAUCAAGAUCAAACACAUGGAGAUAGAUAUCAUCAAGAGAGAAACGACGGGGACUGGACCCAACGUUUAUCAUGAGAAUGACACAAUAGCUAAAUAUGAGAUCAUGGACGGUGCCCCUGUGAGAGGGGAGUCCAUUCCCAUCAGACUCUUUCUGGCUGGCUACGAGCUGACUCCAACAAUGAGAGACAUCAACAAGAAGUUCUCAGUGCGUUAUUACCUCAACUUGGUGCUGAUUGACGAGGAAGAGAGACGCUACUUUAAACAGCAGGAGGUGGUGCUUUGGAGGAAAGGAGACAUAGUGAGGAAGAGCAUGUCCCACCAAGCAGCCAUCGCCUCCCAGCGGUUUGAGGGGACGUCCUCACACACGGAGGCCAAGACCCCCAGCCAGCCUGCAGAGAACAACGGCCGGCAGUGAGAGGCCACGCAGAGGAGGGCUGCUGUGGAGCCAGCGGGGACAGCAGCGAGGAGGAAGAAAAAAAACACUUCGGAGACUUUGUGGAAAAAAAAAAUAACCAGUUUUUGAACUCAAUUCCUUUCUUCAAAGGACUAGCAGGGUGGGAAGGGGCUGGGAGGGCAGGGCGAGGCGGAGCACUGGUGGCGCAGAGUUGAAGUUACCUCAGUGCUUCUCCAUCAACUACAUUCCUUGGGUCGGCUGCUUUGAGGCGCAUCUGGAGGCUGCGGAGCUGCCUGAUCUCCUCUUUGCCCCGAGACCCUUUUGGUGUGGCUGCAGGGAAGGAGAGAGCAAGUGAAAGCCAAACCUGCUGCGGCUCAGCAGUGCAGAGGUUGCUUUGGGACUGCGUGGGAUGGAUAUUUUUCUUGCCUUUCAGAAAACUGCACAAGGGAAAAUGAAAUGAAAAACAGCAUUUAGUUGGAAGGUAGAGGAGGGAGUCGGGAGACUGAGGCGCAGCCUGCUUGGAGUGGCUUCAUCUUAUCCCCUCACUGCCUCCUCUUCCUCUUCGUGUUGGUGGUGGAUGCUUUGUCACAAGCAGUUAUAGAAUGUAGCAGUGCCACGCAGCCACUUUGCUGGUGGGACACGGGCAGCAGGACGGCUUGUGUGUCCUUGUGGGAGCUCCUGGCCGUGUGCUGGGCUGGGGGGAGCUGGGCUGGUUGACAUGUGAAUCCAGUAGGACGUGGAACAGAGAGGUGGCACAGGCUGGGCAGUGCAGUGAGGGUCAGGAGGAGCAAGCGGUGGUGCUGGGUGGUCGAGAAGUCAGGGCAGAAAGGCUGCAGGCUGAGAGCAGUGCCUUCUGAGCGCUGUCUUUGAGAUUCAGCCUUUGGUUGCAGUCCCAGCUGCUGCUGCGGAGCAGGGCAGACCAACCUCGGGAGGUUGGAGCACAGUGUUGGGAUGUGAAAAAUACUGUGGGAGUGAGUUUGUACUGCACGUGCUGCUGUGCUGAUGCUUUGUGUCCUUGUGACAGAGCAGGCAUCACAGCAGGGCAGAGAGCAGUACAGAAACGUGUGUUGUAUUGUUUGCUCUCUCGCCUGCAGAGUGAGGGUUGGUAAGGCCAGAAAGAGGAUGCAGUUGUUUAAGGAGCUCGUGGCUGAUGCAUGCUGCUAGAACAAGCCAAGCAGGAGCUGGAAGGAUGGUAGAGUUCUCAAAUUCCAGAGAGACAUUCUUGAGGCCUGAGCUGAAGUCACCAGUGAGGUCUGAGGGUGUGCCUUGAAUUGAGAACCUGAAUGCAGUUGUGGUCUUGUUUCUUUUUAAUUCUAAAAUAAGCUGCUUUUAGUCUUCAGCUAAGUAGAAUCAUGAGAACAUUCCCAGAAUGGAAUCAUUCCUCCAUUAAAAAUUAGAAAUGGCUUUGUGGAUUUGAUUGAGUUUGGAGAAUAUCCAUCCUGUUCAGAUGCCCUUCGGGGAAGCAGGUGGUUGGAGCUCCUACCAGAUGGAGGGACAGCACUGCACUAGAUGCUGGGAUAGGAGCUCCAUCAAGUGGGAUUUGUCUGAGUUUUUCUGCAAGUUUGUGGCUCGCUGUGGUUUUGUCCAGCUGCUUUCUGAUUCUGGAAUGAACCUCCUCUGCCUCUGUCCUACAGCUGAAUGUAGAACAGUUGUCUUGCAGCUGGGAAAUGGAAGCAUCUUCUGCUUCGUUUAGUCGAAUGAUGCUGGUGGAGGGAAUGGGGUCAGGGUGGGAAGGGGAGCUUUUUAUGUAAUAAGACAGCUACUGUAUUUCAGUGAUCAAUGUGUGUUUCUGCUUGCCAAAGUAAGUUAUCUUUUAAUCACCAUGUGUAAGGUUGUGGUUUUUAGUAGAGCUGGGCAGUCUCGCUCUGUUGUAGAGGACACUAAUGAACUCAUCUCUGCUGAAUGCUCGUGUCACACCGUGUUCUGCUCUGUAAUAGUGAAGACGUGACUUGCUCUUCUUUACAUGAGAAGUGUGUGCCAUGGGCUGGAGCCGUGUGCUCCUCAGACUGAAGCAAAAGCUGAGACAACUACCUUGUUACGCCAGGGCAGAGGUGAUGUCUGCAGGUCUCACCUGGCAAAGCAAUCUGGUUGUUAUUUUGACACUCACUUAUUCUACUCCCCCUCUGUGAAGGGGGAACCACCUUGCUGUGGCAAUACACAAUCUUUGAGAGACAAGUGGAGCUCCUGCAGGAGCCUCAGGGGAUAGCAGACUAUCUUUCCACAGCUAAGCUGAGCACAGCAGCAACCAAACCACCCUCUGCUUGCCCUCAGCUCCCCUCCAACUUAGAAUUUUUCCCCUCGUGAAUUCCUUUUGAUUGUAGGCCAUGUGGUAUUAAAGAAACCCCAUGGAUGAAAAUGUCUUUGCAUUCCAGGAGUGGUUUGUUUACUGUCUGAGCAGCAUCAGUACAGUCUGACAAGAUAAUGCACUGUAAGGAGAUUUCAAUUAAUCAUCUGUUCAUCACUUGUAGAGAGCUUGCUUAGAAUGAAUCACAGAAUGGCUUGGGUUGGAAGGGACUUAAAGAUCAUCUAGUUCCUCAACUCCCCUUCCAUGGGCAGGGUUGAAAAAAAGUGCAUGAGCCUAUAUGGCUUUUUGUUUUGUUUUUUCCUCCUUUGUGCCUCUCUCCCCCGUGUCCCCAGCUGUGAAAUCACAGUUUAGAAAUGAUCCCCACUUCUCAUCUGAGGAUCGUUUAACCCGUUGCCCACUAGGCCCUCUGUUUGUCUGGGCUGGAGCAGAUGUGCUGGGCAGGUUAAAUGGAAGCAUAGAACAAGGUACUGUAGGAAAGCACUUCAUGAGCACAGCGGGGGGCAGACACUAACUGAGCUGUGUUCCCCUGAGCUGGAUGGUUCUGUUCAUUACUUGGGUCAUUCCCUCUCUCCUAGGCAGCUUCAGGUAGGGGGGAGCAGGCAAGUACUAAACCAAGCAGUGCAACUUGUAAUUAAGCCUCUGCUGUGUUUACAUGUUUCUUAAUUCGUCGUCUUUUCAAUGGCUGUAUUUUAAAACUUGUUUUUUUUUUUGUCUCUCCAAUUAAAAAAGAGCCAGCCUUGGCCAUCAAAUGCUG
Molecule: messenger RNA, 4108 nt
Organism: Centrocercus urophasianus (Greater sage-grouse)
Lineage: Eukaryota; Metazoa; Chordata; Aves; Galliformes; Phasianidae
Gene: VPS26B
Product: VPS26, retromer complex component B
Exons: 6
Coding region: 60-1070 (336 amino acids)
Biological process (GO): intracellular protein transport; retrograde transport, endosome to Golgi
Cellular component (GO): endosome; retromer complex
Source: RefSeq, a predicted model, not a curated record